AUGUCUGGAACUCAUUUUCUACUCGGAAUAUGCACCAAAGAUUAUGUAAUUCUGGCAGCAGAUCGAUCAUGUUUUGCACAUGGAGCCCUUAUUGUUGCCGAUGACGAAGACAAGAAAUUCACGUUAGGCAGUAAGCUAGCGAUGAUAUGCAUCGGUGAAGAUGGUGAUGUAGCACAAUUUGGAGAUUGGUGCAAACGGAAUAUUCAGCUUUACAAACUUCGAUAUGGCUAUGAAAUGAGUCCACGUUCAAGCCAUCAUUGGAUUCGUCGAAGCAUUGCUGAAGCUUUGCGAUCAGAGGAUAACUAUAUUGUCGAUACUUUAAUUGGUGGCUAUGAUACCGCUGAAAAUAAAGCUUUCCUAGGCUCUGUUGAUUAUUUGGGAAAUGCUAUUUCUAAUCAGCCAUAUAUUUUUCGAGGAUUCAGUGGUCGAUUUUCCUAUGCAAUUUUGGAUAAAGGAUACAAAAAUAAUAUGACGGAGAAUGAAGGAUUGGAUUUAUUGAAGAAAUGCCUACAAGAAUCGAAGCGGCGGUUUAUUGUUAAUUUGCCAUUAUUCCAAGUAACAAUUAUCGACAAGGAUGGAACGAGACAACUGGAGGACAUAAGAGUUUGA
This is a messenger RNA of Thelazia callipaeda (thelaziosis nematode), 609 nucleotides long. The record is from the annotation of a GenBank genome assembly. Lineage: Eukaryota; Metazoa; Nematoda; Chromadorea; Rhabditida; Thelaziidae.